GCGACCUUCUCCCGCACCAGCUCGCGCGCGGCCAGAGGCACCCCCGGGAGCCGCAGCAUGCAGAUCCCAUUUCCAAAGAAGAAUUGCUUCCAGUUACUUUGUAACUUCAAGGUCCCAGCAGCUGGCUUUAAAAGCACAGUAAAAAGUGGGCUCAUUUUACAGUCUAUUUCCAAUGAUGUGUACCAAAAUCUGGCAGUAGAAGACUGGAUCCAUGACCACAUGAAUCUAGAAGGCAAGCCAGUUCUUUUCCUUUGGAGAAAUUCUCCCUGUGUUGUGAUUGGUAGGCAUCAGAAUCCUUGGCAGGAAUGCAACCUGAAUCUGAUGAGAGAAGAAGGUAUAAAACUGGCUCGAAGAAGAAGUGGAGGAGGAACUGUUUACCAUGAUAUGGGUAAUAUCAAUUUGACUUUUUUUUCAACCAAAAAAAAGUAUGAUCGGAUGGAAAAUCUGAAAUUAGUUGUAAGAGCUCUGAAUGCUGUCCAGCCUCAGCUGGAUGUGCAGCCUACCAAAAGGUUUGACCUUUUACUUGAUGGACAGUUUAAAAUCUCAGGAACAGCUUCUAAGAUUGGCCGGACUACUGCUUAUCACCAUUGCACUUUAUUAUGUAGUACUGACAGGACCUUCUUGUCAUCUUUGCUGAAGAGCCCUUACCAAGGGAUCAGAAGCAAUGCCACUGCCAGCAUACCUUCCUUAGUAAAAAAUCUUUUGGAUAAGGAUCCCACUCUGACCUGUGAAGUAAUGAUGAAUGCUAUUGCUGUAGAAUAUGCUGCUUAUCAUCACAUUGAUAAACAUAUUCACCUAAUAAACCCAACAGAUGAGACACUGUUUCCUGGAAUAAAUAACAAAGCCAAAGAACUACAAACCUGGGAGUGGAUAUAUGGCAAAACUCCAAAGUUUACUAUAAACACUUCUUUUAAUGUAUUAUAUGAACAGUCAUAUUUGGAAAUUAAAGUAUAUAUAGACAUAAAGAAUGGAAGAAUUGAAAUUUGUAAAAUUGAAGCACCUGAUCAUUGGUUGCCAUUAGAAAUAUGUGACAAAUUAAACUCAAGUUUUAUUGGCAGUAAGUUUUGCCCAGUUGAAACUACAUUACAUAAAACAAGUCUAGAAGAUGAUGAACUGCACAGUAAAUGGAAUAUUCUCUGUGAAAAAAUUAAGGGGAUAAUGUGAUUUCAAGUAAAUUUCUUAAUAUUUGUUUAAAUGAGAAAAUUUAAA
Molecule: messenger RNA, 1209 nt
Organism: Talpa occidentalis (Iberian mole)
Lineage: Eukaryota; Metazoa; Chordata; Mammalia; Eulipotyphla; Talpidae
Gene: LIPT1
Product: lipoyltransferase 1
Exons: 2
Coding region: 58-1164 (368 amino acids)
Biological process (GO): protein lipoylation
Cellular component (GO): mitochondrion; cytoplasm
Molecular function (GO): lipoyltransferase activity
Source: RefSeq, a predicted model, not a curated record